Molecule: messenger RNA, 1417 nt
Organism: Megalobrama amblycephala (Wuchang bream)
Lineage: Eukaryota; Metazoa; Chordata; Actinopteri; Cypriniformes; Xenocyprididae
Gene: snai3
Product: snail family zinc finger 3
Exons: 3
Coding region: 249-1151 (300 amino acids)
Biological process (GO): regulation of DNA-templated transcription
Molecular function (GO): DNA-binding transcription factor activity, RNA polymerase II-specific; RNA polymerase II cis-regulatory region sequence-specific DNA binding
Source: RefSeq, a predicted model, not a curated record
CCGUGUUACAUGUUAGGCUAUGUUUUUAUCAACGAGCGAGGGUGAAAAAACAACGAUAAUCUCUGGGGAAUAUAUGUUUCAUCAAAAUAAAGUUCUGCUGUUUUGAUAGCGCGCGUGCACCUGUUUGCCGCGGAAUGUCUCGACAAACAUGGCCCCGCCCUCCUACACUUGUCCUUUCAUUCUGAUUGGCUGAGCGAGCUGUCCGUCCAGCUCGAGCCCGCACCUGACUCUCUCUUCUCUACUCGAGAAUGUGGCGCAAAGACAACCUCCAAACAUCAGCUAUUCAUUCAACACUCAACAUCUCCCGCUUCAGUUUCCUGCAGAAGACCCAAGGUACGAUGCCAAGGUCUUUCUUGGUGAAGAAACACCUCACGAACAAGAAGCCUGACUAUGGAGUGUUGGGCUCAAAAAAACACGAGGUGAUUCAUAUCGAAUCCUCGAGCUCCAGACUCAAAGCGCUGCAUCCACAUGAGACUCUGCUUCUUGGGAACACAUUGAGCUCCAGUCUGCGGACGAUCCCGGUCAGUUCAGGGAUGUACGUGCCUCCUCAACACCCAACGGACGGCCCAGUUCUGGGUCUCACUUACCCCUUACCUGUGACGUCCAGUCCUCUUCCAGACAUACGGCCAAUGCUGGAGCGAACCGAGCCACGGCCAUUCCAGCUAUCCCAAAGAGACCUACAAGACGACGUGUCCGCUUUAGGACUGGCCCGCACCGGCAGCGCUGAUGAAUGUUAUGACUGCCAGAAAGCUUACCUGAGCUUCUCUAGUCUGACCGGCCCGAGGCAGGUCCACUGUCAGUGGCAGUGCCAAAAGUGCUUCAGCUGCAAGUACUGCGACAAGGAGUACGUGAGUCUCGGGGCGCUGAAGAUGCACAUCCGCACGCACACGCUGCCAUGUGUGUGUAAGCUGUGCGGAAAGGCCUUCUCCAGGCCCUGGCUGCUUCAGGGACACAUUCGCACACACACAGGUGAGAAGCCGUUCUCCUGUCCCCACUGCAGUCGUGCGUUCGCUGACCGCUCGAACCUCCGGGCGCAUCUACAAACCCACUCCGAGAUCAAGAAAUACCAGUGCAGAAGCUGCUUCAAAACCUUCUCCAGAAUAUCACUCCUGACCAAGCAUGAAGAGGCCGGGUGCUGCCCCAUGUCCUAAUAUUACCAGAGCCAAAGUUUGACAGAUCGUUCUGCUUGGACGGAUCAACAAGUACUCAAGAACGAGGAAUACUGACUGAUAUAUACUGUAUGCUCUUUGAAUGCAAUGCAAAACUAUAAAGCACAAUAUGCUGUGUGAGAGUGGCCUUACAAAUCUUCCAGUUGUUUUCAGUUGUUAUAUUUAGUACUUGUGAUGGUUUUUCAGGUUACGGUUUUGUAAUGGGGAAAUUUCUAAGCAAACAAUAAAAUAAUAUUUUUCUAAUAAUA